GUUGAUUUUUAAAUUCUAUAAAUGUGCAUUUUUUAAAUUUUAUUCAAUUUACAUUUCAUUCAUUUAUUUUUAAAUUAAUGGACGUCAGCUGACUUAUGAGUGUGAAUAUAGCUGACACGUCAUUUUUAAAUUUUAAAAAUAAGCGAAUUAAAUAUGAAUUGAAUAAAAAUAAAAAAAUGCACAUUUAUAAAAUUUCAAAAUCAGUAUGCAAAUUUUUUUUAUUUUUAUAUUUUUAAUUGUUGUUCGUUUAUUUGUAAUUUAAAAUUUUCCUCAUCCACAUUCGUACUCAUCAAUUUUUGAAUUUAUUUAAAAAUGACAAAUUAUUAAAAGAUAAAUAUUUGAAAAGUUGCACCUAUAGCUUUUCUAAUUUUCUACAAGUGCAUUUUUUAUUUUUCAUUUUUUUAUAAAAUUUGUUGAAAAAAAAACUCGAAAAUUGUUAACUGUCUGCUAACUUCAGGAUCAUUGGAGUUUCUGUUGGUAAAAGAGACUGAGACACAAUUAACAAUCAUAAUAAUUGGAAUAGAGUUAAAAAAUAAUAUUGCUCGUGUCAUCUAGCUGUCAGUGAAAUUUAUUUAUUUAUAACACAAUUUAUUUAUAAAAAUGAUGAAUAUUCACAAGAUAAGUUUGAAAUUAUGUAGACUGUGUGGAAAAGAAAAAUCCCGAGGCACUGACGUCUUCAAAGAUAAAAUAAAAGGAGCAGUACUAGUUUCUAUUAUCAAUAAAUAUUUUCCUAAAGAGGUAAUAAAUGUUUCGAUAUCUGAUACAUUUUCCAAGUAUGUCUGUAUGGAUUGUGAACAAAAAAUAUGCAGCUUUGAUGAGUUUUGUUUGAUGGUAGCAAAUGUUCAAAAACAACUUGCUGCUCCAUCAUUGGAAAUUGAUUUUGCAGAGGAUAUGCUCUGUCAUCUAAAAGAAAAUGAAAUGUCUAUAGAAAAACCCAUAGCUAAUUCCAGGGUAAGAAAAAAAUUCAUGUGCGAGCAGUGUGCUAAAAGUUUUCGAUGCCUGUCACACCUAGAAAGACACAAACGCAUUCACACUGGCCAGCGUCCGUUCAUUUGUAAUAUCUGCUCGAUGUCAUUCAAUCAGCAGGAAGUAUUGAGAAAACACCAGGAAAGUCAUCAAGGAAAAAAAGAAUUCCGAUGCGAAACUUGUCUUCAAUCGUUUCGUUACAAAAUAUCUUUAAAAUCCCACAUGCUGAACUUCCAUUUAGAGUCUGACCAGAACUCAGUGGUAAAUCCUUUCAAUAACAAUCCGCUGACCUGUACCGAGUGCGGCAAAACAUUCGCGACAAAGUACAAACUUCAGAGACACUCGCGUUGUCACACAGGGGAGAGACCUUACAGUUGUAAUUUUUGUAAUCGAUCGUUUUCACAGACUGGUAAUUUAAAAUUACACUUAAGUAAAUGCUCUCGUAGCAAUAUGAUGCCAGAAGGAAUAGAAGUAGGAGUUGACUAUGGGGAUGGUAGUCUUGAAUGCCGGGAAAAUGUACCUGAGUCUUUGACUGAUCAAAGACUGGAACCUUUCCCGCCGGUUUAUAUAACCGAGAGCGAAAUUCAAAAGACGAUAAACGAAACUAUAAAUUCAACAGAUCCAAACUCAUCGUCAUAUUUGAUAAAAAGUUAUGACAAUCAAAUUUAUAUUGAUGACGAAAUAGAAACUAUACUUGAUCAAGAUCUGGGACAUCUAGAUGCCAGCUCAGAAAAAAUGUCUCUCUGUUUAAAACAGCCCGAGACCCCAGAAUUAUUCCACAGUCUACUGUAUGACGUUUGAUAAAUAUAU
This is a messenger RNA of Microplitis demolitor, 1776 nucleotides long. Its product is annotated as zinc finger protein 544. Gene Ontology annotation, biological process: regulation of transcription by RNA polymerase II. Bases 601 to 1767 code for a protein of 388 amino acids. Gene Ontology annotation, cellular component: nucleus. NCBI's taxonomy places the organism in Eukaryota, Metazoa, Arthropoda, Insecta, Hymenoptera, Braconidae. Gene Ontology annotation, molecular function: DNA-binding transcription factor activity, RNA polymerase II-specific; zinc ion binding; RNA polymerase II cis-regulatory region sequence-specific DNA binding. The transcript has 4 exons. The record is from RefSeq and is a predicted model, not a curated record.